GCUUGACACUCAGGGGCCGUGUAUGGGAUGUUGGGAAAACAAGGAUUUUCUGAAGUACAUCAUAUGCAGAGCAAUACGGGAAAAGGCUCGGGGAAUGCUUGGUUGUCACACCAAGCAUGCUAACUCAUUUUCUGUCUCAAAGUUUAUACAGAAGAUGGAGAGGCGCCUUGAUGAAAUACAGAUCUGGCUGGGACUUGAUGACAGUAGCACUAAACAAUGGAAGAUCCUUGGUGAAGAGUUUUUGAAGAGAUGCAUUGACCAAACUGAGGCAGAGGAGUUGAGCUUGGAGGGUAUAGCUGACAAGUUUCCUGUCACUUGGAAUAAUUACCUUAAAACAACUGGACAAUCUGACAAAAUAGAAUCAAAAUGGAGGACAACUAAUACAUUGGAUUCUGAGCAGACGACAUGA
Owenia fusiformis is the source of this 409-nucleotide messenger RNA. The record is from the annotation of a GenBank genome assembly. Lineage: Eukaryota; Metazoa; Annelida; Polychaeta; Sabellida; Oweniidae.